Fusarium poae is the source of this 1098-nucleotide messenger RNA. RefSeq lists its product as uncharacterized. The coding region runs from base 1 to 1098 and encodes 365 amino acids. The record is from RefSeq and is a predicted model, not a curated record. Gene Ontology annotation, molecular function: acyltransferase activity, transferring groups other than amino-acyl groups. The transcript is spliced from 4 exons. Lineage: Eukaryota; Fungi; Ascomycota; Sordariomycetes; Hypocreales; Nectriaceae.
AUGCGUGGCACAGCCGAUGGUAUUCCCUGCAUUACUCCGCAUCGUCAGCUCACGUGUCGUGGCCUGUUGGUUAUCUCCAACCUCAAGAUCCCCCACGUACCUCAUGCAUCCACCUCAUCAGUGCUUUCAAUCAAAAUGGCAGAUCAAACCAGCAAUGGCACAAGCGCGUCAUCUCGCCAGGAUGAAAUCCGAAAACUCACCAACUCAGAUGACGACAUCAAGAAAGCAUGGGAGAUGUGGCAGGCCAUUUUCCCCGACUGGCCCAUUUCCCAACAACGAUUUCCAAAAGUCCUCUUCGGAAUUUCCGGACAUCAUUGGAUUCACGAGAGCGGACUAUGUCUAUCCUACAUAACCGACGAUACACGUGGUCGAAUCGCCGCCAUCGGGGUAUUGCCAGAACAUAGGCGUCAAGGGAUUGGAAGUGCUCUUUUAGAAAAAGCCAAGAUUGGUCUCAAAGAUGCGGCUCGUGCUAAUGGCGCGGUAUUGCAGUCCUUUGAGAUUGGAUCUGUGUUUCCUCGACUUUGGUAUCAGAUGCCGAACACAGUUCCCAAGGAAGUAAAGGAUUUCUUCUCGCAUAGAGGUAUCUAUGACACUUCUCGACCCAUCAGGGAUCUUUACAAGGACGUGACCGAAACGAUUGCACCCCCAGAAAUAAUGGAACGGGUAUCGAACACGAAAGCAACAUUCACUCCGUGGUCAGCAGCUUUAUACGAGGAAUGCAUGACGAAACAAAAAGCUCAAUUCAGUUGGUCAGGUAUCUACGAAGCCCUCGCCUCACGUAACCAACACGACCAAGUCCUCGUCGCUUUUGAUCCAGAAACAAACGAACAAAUCGGAUGGACUCUAAUGUGUUCUUACGACUCUGCAGUCGGUGACGUUUUUGCAUUUUUACCACUUCUUCCUUCUGGUGAAAAGACUGGUCUUAUCGCUGCUGUGGGCGUAGAUGAGAAAGUCAGAGGAAAAGGCGUUGGUCUAGCCCUGGUGAUCAAAGCAAUGGAAAUGUUGAAAGAGAGGGGAAUGGAGGGGAUCCUCAUCGAUGCGGUGGAGAUUCAAGGAUUCUAUGAAAAGAUUGGCUUUGAGACCUUUUGGGAAAUAUGA